AUGAUGGAUUCCGUGAUGGAUAGGAGGGGCAACGUCAGGAGGAGGCCCUCGUCGGCUUGUCUCGUUGCAGAUAGGAUGUACUGUAGUGGUGGUGUGGAGGCUGGGGGUGACGGAAGGCUGGGAAGCCCUGCGCUGCUUAGAAGGCCCCCGCAGAGCGACUCUCUGGCCGGUACUGCUGCUUCCGCUGCCCUUUUGAGACGGGCCCCCGUUAUUGCGGUUAAUGAUAAGCCCGUGCUCUUUGCACGCUCGGCCCCUGGAUCGAAGGCGGGGCACAGACGGUACAGUCCCACCUUUGAGUUUGGGGCCGUGGAGGAUGACGAGAAUGACGAUGACGGCGGGUCUUUCAGCUCUUUGCACGAUAAGUUCUCGAUGGAAAUCGCAGGUGCAGGAUUCUACAAACAGAUGAACAAUUACUCUUCCGCCUUUGGCGGUGAUUUCAGCACUUUCAGCUUCGAGGAGCCGCAGGCGGUGGGUGUUACCGCAGGAUCAAGUUCCAGCAGUAUUGGGUCAGCCCUCGAGUGCGGUGGCCCUUGUACCCCACUAAGGGACAGCCAUAGGAGACGUUCUUCGACUGCAACGGUGUCCUCUGCGUUCAAAUUGCACUCCAGAAGUGAUAUAUACGGGAAACAGAGGCACAAGAGGACGAUGUCCAGUAACAACAAUUCGCAAGCAAAGAGACUCGUCCAAGAGUUUUUGAAAGUCGAUAAGGAUCCAUCACCCCCAAGGAGAAACUCGUCGUCGCAACUCAACAGCUCAUCGAGUCUGGUGUUUGAAAAUCUGCUGUACAGAGAGCUGGAUCAUUCGUCAAAGUACAGUAUGUCCGCCGUGGCCAAUGAAAGCGAGAGGUCGCUUCCGAGAACACCAUUUACUGAUAGGAACCUGGCCUCCGCUGUGUCAUCUGCAUCGAUUGUCGGCACACCGUCUACUUCAGGCGACCAUUCCAGCCCACCACAGUCGCGGGAAUCGGACAUAUUUUCCAGUUCCCCCGAGAUGGACUCCUCAGCCUCCUCGCUCGAUGUCCAGGUCAAGAAAUCGGUCAAGCGUAAGAUCCCAUAUAAGGAACACAUCCCAACGGCGAUCCACCAACUCGAAUUGAAACUAAGGGAUCAAGUGCAGCGGAAGAUCGUCGCUGAUGAAUCCCGUCUAAUCGAUAAUCUGAACAAAUUCGACACGCUGACGACGGACGUGGCACAACUGCGAGACCAGAUUUCGACUCUGAAGAUGGCAAUCAAAGACACGUACCUACCAAAAAUACGACGCAGCUUUGACCCAAAAAAUAGCGAAUCCUUCAUCCACACUUUACAAGAUAACGUGAACACCGCGGUGCAGGAACUGGAGGUCCUCGAGAAGAAAAUGCAGCAUUACCAACGGAAGGUCGCUCAGCAGAAGGAAACGAUGAAAACUCUAGAGAGCCUCAUCAACAUGGGCAACACAUUAAGAGAGGUGAAACGCAAUACCAAAUCUGUGUACAAAUACAGGUACGUUCUGUUCGACCUGUGUAUUCUCUCAUUCGCCAUCUACUUUGUCAUGCUGCUUCGAAGCCUGUUCUGGUAG
Molecule: messenger RNA, 1554 nt
Organism: Huiozyma naganishii CBS 8797
Lineage: Eukaryota; Fungi; Ascomycota; Saccharomycetes; Saccharomycetales; Saccharomycetaceae
Exons: 1
Coding region: 1-1554 (517 amino acids)
Source: RefSeq, a predicted model, not a curated record